Molecule: messenger RNA, 974 nt
Organism: Musa acuminata AAA Group (dessert banana)
Lineage: Eukaryota; Viridiplantae; Streptophyta; Magnoliopsida; Zingiberales; Musaceae
Product: RING-H2 finger protein ATL72-like
Exons: 2
Coding region: 338-841 (167 amino acids)
Biological process (GO): protein ubiquitination
Molecular function (GO): transferase activity
Source: RefSeq, a predicted model, not a curated record
AUUUGAUAUGAACACCAGAAACAAAGCUCCUCCGAAACCUCAUCAGACAUACAUACCACGAAGCUAUCCAACAAUUGAUUCCUCUUCUGAUGCAGCGACGAUCGACGCCCGACUCUGGUCAGAUAUGAUUGGGCUUUGUUGCACCUGCUCCUCCUUCACCAAAUCCUCAAUCCAAGCUUCCUAGACAUAUAUAUGAUCUAACAGGCUGCUCUGUUACUGUCAGGGAAGAAGCAACCUUCUUAGGUAUUUCGCAAGAAAGAGGGGGGAAGAAGAAAGAAGAGAUGCUUCGCAUCGUCCUUUGCUCCUCCCUAUCACUGCACUAACGGACCAUACGCCGAUGCGGAUGCCAGCCAUGCGCCGGCUCCUCGACACACCACCACUUUUGUCCGAUGGAGCCAAGCCAGGGGACGCUGGAGGCCCCGCCGACGCUUAUUUCACUACCAGCGUGCCUGUCGUUCUAGCAGCACUGCUUUGUACUCUGGUAUGUGCGCUGGGGCUGGGUUCCAUCUUGCGGUGCGCGAUCCGGUGCGCCCGCCCCCGUCUUGCUCUCGAGAUCCCCGAGGCGACGGCGGCUACCGGACUCGAGAAGAAGGCACUCCGUCAGAUCCCGACGACGGUGUACGGGCCGGGGGCCGGCGUCACGGCGACGGAGUGCCCGAUAUGUCUCGGAGAGUUCGGCGAUGGGGAGAAGGUCCGGGUGCUGCCCAAGUGUCAUCACGGGUUCCACGUCAAGUGCAUCGACGCGUGGCUUGCGUUGCAGCCCUCGUGCCCGACUUGCCGACGCUCGCUGCUCGACCAAUGUGGGGCGGAGGCCGGAGAUGGGACAAUGACGUCGCGGUAGUGUGAAGGGACCGACCAUGGCGACCCUCUGUUUCCUCCAGACUGCAUUGAGGAGCUCAAUGCUCACUAUUUGUCAUUUCGGAAGACAUAAUGUUAAUCUCUUAGCUCACAAACUCUUCGUAUUUUAGUAUUUA